Dovyalis caffra is the source of this 1651-nucleotide messenger RNA. NCBI's taxonomy places the organism in Eukaryota, Viridiplantae, Streptophyta, Magnoliopsida, Malpighiales, Salicaceae. The record is from the annotation of a GenBank genome assembly.
GCUCUGUUUUUUGCACGAAAUGAGCGAUUCUAAGAAGGUACUGCUAUUUGGUUCAUUCACUGAAGAUGAAACGAAGUCAUUGCUGCGAAAGCAGUCCUCUGGCAAUGUUGAAACGCCGGUAGAGCAGACAGAAUUGCAAUUUGGGUCUUUGAAUCUUGGAACUGGAAUAACUUUUGGUAAUUUUGAUACUGCCUUGAAUACGCAAUUGGCUUCUGGGAAUGGGAAUGUUACUUUUCACUCUAAGAGUUCAGUUAAGAAGGAAAAAGAUGUAAAGGUUGCAAAGAACAGUGAUGGGUUGUUAGGAAGUCCGCAAGUAAAUGGAAGCAUUGGCAAUUCAAGCCAUGGUUCUCCCCUUAGUAACGGUGUGGAUGUCUUGAAAACUGAGAGUAUUGAUUUGAAUUCUUUGCAUUUGUUUGAGAAGGAAGAUGGUCCUGCAAGUCCAUUGCAAAGUUCGAGCUUUCAUGUCCUCAAUAGUGAAGGUAUCGAGGAUGAGGAUCACGGUGGGACUCGCAAUGAUUCAUCAGUACAUGUGAGGAAAGAGGAUGUCUGGAAAUCAACUGAUGGGCCUGUUACUGAUGUUAAGAAUUUACUACCCCGUGGCCUGAUUAACUCAGGGAAUCUAUGCUUUCUUAAUGCAACUCUGCAGGCUCUCUUAUCCUGUUCCCCUUUUGUGCAGCUCUUGCAGGAGCUUAGAAUUCGUGACAUCCCUAAGGUUGGCUUCCCGACAUUGAGUGCAUUUGCAGAGUUCGUCUCUGAUUUUGACAUGCCAACCAGUUCAAACUUGAAAAAAGAUUCAGUUGAGACUGGUCGGCCUUUUCGCCCUGCCAUGUUUGAAGCUGUUCUUACGAACUUCACUCCUGAUGUCCCAAAUAGCAUAUCUGGACGGCCAAGGCAGGAAGAUGCUCAGGAGUUUCUGAGUUUCAUCAUGCAUCAAAUGCAUGAUGAAUUGCUUAAGCUUGAAGGACAAUCUUCUGAUACAAAUGGGUUUAAAACCUCCGUAGUUUCUUCUACAGAAGAAGAUGAAUGGGAGACAGUUGGCCCAAAAAACAAAUCUGCAGUGACUAGAACGCAAAGCUUCAUUCCUUCGGAGCUAAGUGAUAUUUUUGGAGGACAGUUGAGAAGUGUGGUGAAGGCAAGAGGAAACAAAGCUUCUGCAACGGUUCAGCCAUUUUUGUUGCUCCACCUCGAUAUUUGUCCUGAAGCUGUUCACACUAUCGAGGAUGCACUCCAUCUGUUCUCUGUACCAGAAAAUCUUGAAGGUUACCGGACUUCUGCAAUGGGGAAGGGUGGUGUAGUGACUGCAAGAAAAUCCGUCCAAAUACAGACACUUUCAAAGAUAAUGAUAUUGCAUUUGAUGCGUUUUAGUUAUGGAAGCCAGGGGAGCGCCAAGCUGCUCAAGCCUGUACACUUUCCUCUUGAAUUUGUGCUGAGUCGGGAAUUACUUGUUUCCCCUUCGACAGAGAGCCGAAAGUAUGAACUUGUUGCCACAGUAACUCAUCAUGGGAGGGAGCCUUCGAAAGGUCAUUAUACAGCUGAUGUAUGCCACUCUAAUGGCCAGUGGCUACGUUUUGAUGAUGCAUCUGUCACCACCAUUACGACAAGCAAGGUUUUGCAUGACCAGGCUUAUGUUCUCUUUUACAAACAAGUUUAG